UUGGUUAAUAGAGUAUCAGCAAAAUGUAUAUAUCAGGCUUCCAAAGCACAGUGGUUUAUUUGUCUCUGUCCUCUGCAAAUCACCUUUUGAAAAAACAGAAGAUGGUUACUAUAUAUUUCCUCUUCGCAUUGGUUUAUCAACUGUGUGUUUGUAAAUACGUUUCAGCAGCAUGUGGCGGACCACCAGAGCUCAACAAUGCACACGUUGUGAAUGGAAAGAAAGUCUAUGAACCUGGUGAAGAAGUGGUAUAUUCCUGUAACCCCGGGUAUGCAGGACAUGGCUACAACAAGCUUGUCUGUCCAAAGGCUGGUAUUUGGAACAGGCCCAAACUUCACUGUGAACCAAGGUCUUGUCCAGUUCCAAAAAUGCUGGAAAAUGGAGAAAUGCAUGCAACGGAGUUCAAGCUUGGGAAACAGGUUUACUACCAUUGCAAUGAAGGGUUCAUUCUUAGAGGAAAAAUGAACAGCACCUGCCAGGCUGAUGGGACUUGGAGUGAUCAGCAACAAUUCUGUGAACCCGUGCAAUGUUCACCCCCAACUGUACCAAUAAAUGGGAAAGUCAAAUUUCAUCCAACACACCGGCCCAAUAACAUUUCUGUCUUUGGUGACGUGAUUACGUAUGAAUGCAUGCAAGGCCUGGCUUUGAUUGGAAAUGAAACGGGCUUCUGCCAAGCCAAUGGAAAAUGGUCAAAUGCACCUCAAUGUAAAGAAGUGAAAUGCCCACCUCCACCAAAAAUAGUGAAUGGAUUUAUGGUAUUUGCCUUUAAAAACAAAUAUAAUUUUGGAGAGUCUGUUGAGUAUGGCUGCAUUCCAAAUUAUGUCCUGGAUGGUCCAAGGGAAGUAACAUGCCAGAAGACAGCGCGAUGGACUGAGAUACCCAGCUGUCAAGCUCCUUGCACUAUAUCUAUAAGGGGUCGUAUAUUCUACAAUGGGAAAAAAAUCUGGUCAGAAAAUCUCCCAGAUAAGAGAAUACUGCACAGAGAAAGAGUGGCUUUUUACUGCUACGACAAACAAAGAAAAUGUGGAUACCCAGUCCUGACUCAGUGCAUUGACAGCAGACUUCAAAUUCCUUCAUGCUAUCAAGAACCCUCAUAUUUAACCUACCAGGUUAGAGCCAAAUCACUUCCAUCAGAGAUAAAACAAUGUUAAAGCAGGUGCUCUGCAACCACUGCCAUCAGCCAAGUAUCAUUUACAAGGGAUAUAUGAUUCCACCAGUGAUUCAAAGUUCACUUAUAUCACAAUUGGUUACAUAAUACUCGUAAGAUUGUGGGUGCAGCAACUAAUCUUUUUUUGGACAGAUUAUGGAUGAUUUUCCUAUCAGAGAUCACUUCAGCUGUCAUAUACUGAAACAGUGGUAAAUAUCAGUGUUUGGUAUUUUUAUUUGCGACUUGUUUGUCACCAAAAUCCACAUUUAAAUACAUUCCUUGGGAAUGACACUGCAGCAUAAAUUAUAGUUUGGUUGACAUGUGAAAUCAUUACAACUAUUAAAAUCUAUGUAAAUUGAA
Pristis pectinata (smalltooth sawfish) is the source of this 1504-nucleotide messenger RNA. RefSeq names its product beta-2-glycoprotein 1-like. Lineage: Eukaryota; Metazoa; Chordata; Chondrichthyes; Rhinopristiformes; Pristidae. The record is from RefSeq and is a predicted model, not a curated record. The transcript has 8 exons. Bases 24 to 1148 code for a protein of 374 amino acids.